This is a messenger RNA of Dentiscutata erythropus, 375 nucleotides long. NCBI's taxonomy places the organism in Eukaryota, Fungi, Glomeromycota, Glomeromycetes, Diversisporales, Gigasporaceae. The record is from the annotation of a GenBank genome assembly.
UUUUUUAUUUUGAUUAUGGGGUUGCGGUAUUUUGGAAUCUCACCGAAGAACAAGAGAUUUCAUGUUUAAGGGAUCUUUCCGCUGCAGGUGUUAUGGCUCGUCAAUUAAAAAAAGAAGAUAUUGAAUGUGAAACAUUUCAUUUUCAAUAUGAUUUUGAUUCAUUUAGAAGACCUAGAAUAUUUAAUGAUAUGAUAACUUUAAAAUCUUGGAAUCAUAUGAUUAAACUCACCAUCAGUCAUGCAAUUAGUCAAAGUACUAAAUUAGCUUUAUAUGAAUGGCAAAUGGCGCAUACAAUUGAAGAAACAAAACAUAUACCAAAAAUGUUAACUCAAACUGGAAGAUUAAACUUGGAUCGAAGUCAAGUUACAAAGUUGA